This is a messenger RNA of Chinchilla lanigera (long-tailed chinchilla), 2326 nucleotides long. It is a transcript of the gene Tsku, whose product is annotated as tsukushi, small leucine rich proteoglycan. Gene Ontology annotation, molecular function: protein binding. NCBI's taxonomy places the organism in Eukaryota, Metazoa, Chordata, Mammalia, Rodentia, Chinchillidae. The transcript has 2 exons. The coding region runs from base 118 to 1191 and encodes 357 amino acids. The record is from RefSeq and is a predicted model, not a curated record.
AGAGCCGGGGGCGGGGGCCGCGCGGCGAGAGAAAAGCGCCUGCCGGAGGGCCAACGCCGGCAGCCUAGGUGAGCGCGCCGAGGCGAGGCGGUAGCCGCGCGGCUUCCAGGCCCCACCAUGCUGUGGACCCUGCUGCUGCUCCCACUGCUCUUGCUGGUCGUGAGUGGAACGCAGACAACCCAGCCAUGCUUCCCUGGUUGCCAGUGUGAAGUGGAGACCUUUGGCCUCUUUGACAGCUUCAGCCUGACCCGAGUGGACUGCAGCGGCCUGGGCCCCCACAUUGUGCCUGUGCCCAUCCCUCUGGACACAGCCCAUCUUGAUUUGUCCUCCAACCGCCUGGAGAGAGUGAACGAGUCAGUGUUGGCAGGGCCCGGCUACACUACAUUGGCUGGCCUGGAUCUCAGCCGCAACCUACUCACCAGCAUCUCACCCACCGCCUUCUCCCGGCUUCGCUACCUGGAGUCUCUGGACCUAAGUCACAACGGCCUGGCAGCCCUACCAGCUGAGAGCUUCACCAGCUCCCCACUGAGUGACGUGAACCUCAGCCACAACCGGCUCCAGGAGGUCUCUGUGUCUGCCUUCACCACCCACAGCCAGGCCCGGGCGCUGCAUGUGGACCUCUCCCAUAACCUCAUUCACCGUCUGGUCCCCCAGCCUGCAGGGGCCGGCCUGCCCGCACCCGCCAUUCAGAGUCUGAACUUGGCCUGGAACCGGCUUCGUGCUGUGCCUGAUCUUCGAGAUCUGCCCCUACGCUACCUGAGCCUGGAUGGGAACCCCCUAGCGACCGUUGGUCGAGGUGCCUUCAAGGGGCUGGCAGGCCUUACACACCUGUCACUGGCCAGCCUACAGGGUGUCCCCCAGCUGGCACCACAUGGCUUCUCUGAGUUGCCUGGCUUGCAAGUCCUGGACCUGUCGGGCAACCCCAAGCUCAAGUGGGCAGGAACUGAGGUGUUCUCGGGCCUGGGCUCAUUGCAGGAGCUGGACCUGUCAGGCACGGGACUGGUGCCCCUGCCCGAGGUGCUGUUGCAUCACCUCCCGGCACUGCAGAGCGUCAGCGUGGGCCAGGGCACUCGGUGCCGGCGCCUGGUGCGGGAGGGCGCCUAUCCUCGGCAGCCCGGCUCCAGCCCCAGGGUGGCCCUGCACUGUGGAGACACCCAGGAAUCUGUUGCCAGGGGCCCAGACAUUUUGUGACGAAUGAUAUGGCCCGGGGCUACAUGACAGACUGCUGCCCUGGGCUUGCUCAGGUCCCACAUAACUUAUAUUUUAAUGUGCCAAUGCCAGUGGGGAGUCUGUAGGCCUACGUGAUGGCGUCCCCAUGGAGCCAUGGGCCUACCAAGGGCCGUAUGUCUGGGCCAACACCCUUGUCCCCAUUUCCCCUACACACCGUGAGCAGAGGGACAUCGACUCUGGUCCGUGCCUGCUGCCCUUCCUCACUUGUCCCUCAAGUGCCUUCCCUCUCGCCUGGGCUGACCUGACCCUCGGCAGGAGGAGGGUGGGUGGGAGCCGCCACUGCAGCGCAGACUCAGGUCCAUGGGGCUUGGCCCACGGUCCAGUCUCUUAGGGACAGGAGUCCCUUUUACAACUUAUUCCUUCUUUGUUUUGGAACCCUAGUUAGAACUUUAACUAUUAAAAUGACUAAAGAGAAAACUAAGUCCACCCUCCCUAUGGGACAGAUGGGAAAAUGAGGCCUGGAGAAGGAAACUCAUCUGAGGUCCCCCUGGCUGGAAGCUUGACUAGAACCCAGCCCCCUGCCUCCUCCCGGGGCCCUCUGCACUUCCUGUCUUUUCUAAUCGUCCCUUUCCUGGGCCUCCCCUCGCUGUUGCUGCUUUUUCCGUGUCAUCUCAGCAGCAGGAGCAGAGCAGAUACGGCCUCAGAGGUGGGCGCGGGGCCCGCUGACCUGCUGCAUGGCAUGAACCCUUUGGGAGCCUCGGAGAGCUUGGGGCAUGGCAGUCCCAGGCCUGCUCCUUUCUUCUCUGGGGUGGUCUCCAAGGAUCAAGACUGGAAAGAUGCCUGUUUCCCUGAGCUGCUCCCUGCCAGAGUGGGUGCCAUGCUGGGACCCCAUCCAGUGGUGCCCUCAAGCCUGAGCCCAGCAGAGCCCUCGAGUUCCCCUCACCUUCCCAUCGGCAGGGUCUGCCUCACCAUUUAUGCUCCACCCCAGGGUAACAUCUCAGCUUCCCAACCCUGGGCUCUUUCCUUUGUCUUCAUUUUAUAAGAAUUGUUGCCUUUUAAAUGAACUGUUGCUUUCACCCCACCCUGCUACCUCUGCUGGCAGGGGAUGGAAACAUGUCAUUUAUAAAACAGGAAGAGUUGCGUUUGUUCACUUUUA